This is a messenger RNA of Quercus lobata, 1362 nucleotides long. RefSeq names its product probable WRKY transcription factor 74. Gene Ontology annotation, molecular function: sequence-specific DNA binding; DNA-binding transcription factor activity. The transcript has 4 exons. The record is from RefSeq and is a predicted model, not a curated record. NCBI's taxonomy places the organism in Eukaryota, Viridiplantae, Streptophyta, Magnoliopsida, Fagales, Fagaceae. Gene Ontology annotation, biological process: regulation of DNA-templated transcription. The coding region runs from base 126 to 1130 and encodes 334 amino acids.
GAUAAAUUAUAGUCUCACUCUUCAAAUUCUUGCAGAACCAUCUUUUGGGAUUUACUGAUGUUCUAAUAUUGAAAUUUUGGGAUUGAAGUCUGGUUCUUGUAUUUGUGUCUGUGUGAACUGUGAAGAUGGAAGGAGUUGAAAAAACUAACAACGCAGCUGUGGAGAAAUGCCAUAGAUUUCUCAAUCUCUUAUGUAAUCCUAACGAUCGAACUCAGCGUAAAAGCUUAAUGGUGCAAACAGAGGAGGUUGUGUUAAUGUUCCAAAGGGUUGUGUCAGUUCUAGAUAGUGGUUUAGAACAUAGGAGAGUGAGAAAAUCAAAGAUGUUUGAAACAUCUUUACCUCAACACAUCUUCCUAGAUAGUCCUCAUACUGGAACAAUACUUUCACCAAAGCCUCCCAAAGUACUACCAACUAAUCGCCCUGAAAACCCAAUUCAAGAAAUGGAUUCAAAAUCCAGAAAUUCUCUGCAGCCUUCCCAGAAUAAGGUUCCUCCAAACAUUUCAAAGCCAAAACCAUCACAAAGCGUCCAGUUUCCUCAGCAACAGAUACAGAUUGUUCAUUUUCAGCCGCCACAGAGAAAUUUCCAGACUGAUAACUACUCAAGGAGUAACAGUGGCACAUGCCUUACAUUUGAUGGUUCUACACAAGCACCCACCGUGUCAUCCACGAGGUUCAUACCAUCUUUGAGCAUAGAUGGUAGUGAUGCUAAUUCAAAUGACAAUUCUUUCUAUAUUAUUGGCAUGCCUCAGUUACCCAAUCAGAUCCCAAAAGAUUCAAGACCGAGGUGCUCUGGAAGGGUAGAAGGUGGCAGUGUGAAAUGUGGCAGUAUUGCUACAUGCCAUUGUUCAAAGAAGAGGAAACCGAGGCUGAGAAAAACCAUUAAGGUGCCUGCCAUCAGUGACAAGGUUGCCGAUAUUCCUGGUGAUGACUAUUCCUGGAGAAAAUAUGGGCAGAAGCCAAUCAAGGGCUCUCCUCAUCCUAGGGGAUACUAUAGGUGCAGCAACAUGAAGGGUUGCCCAGCAAGAAAGCAUGUUGAGAGAUCCCUGGAAGAUCCUUCAAUGCUUAAUGUAACUUAUGAAUGUGAGCAUAACCAUUCAAGGUUACUAUCAUCACAAUCUGCCCAUACAUAAGAACUUCAUGGAUAUCCUUCAAGGAAAAAACAGAGAAUUCAGAGAUUCAACUCCGAACUUAUCAAAUAAAACUAAAUGUGAUUCAUGUUUUGUAGUGAAUGCUCCUGUAAAUAAUAUGACUCAACUCUGAGAUCACUAACAGUGAAAGGAUUUGUUGUCAGAUGAACAACGAUUUCUAGGUCCUAUUCAACUUUCUAGAUCAGUCUAGUUUGAGCCAAAAACCAGAUUUAAA